CCCGCCCCCUUUCCCACCCCCCUCCCUCCGCCCCCGCACGCCGCCCGCAGCUCCUCGCGCCCGCCCGCACGGAGCCAUGCCGAAGAGAAAGGCUGAAGGAGAUGCCAAGGGCGAGAAGGCCAAAGUUAAGGAUGAGCCACAACGGAGAUCAGCAAGGUUAUCUGCUAAGCCUGCUCCGCCGAAGCCAGAGCCUAAACCUAAAAAGGCAGCUCCAAAGAAGAGUGAGAAGUUGCCCAAGGGAAAGAAGGGGAAAGCUGAUGCUGGCAAGGAGGGAAACAACCCUGCAGAAAAUGGAGAUGCCAAAACAGACCAGGCACAGAAAGCUGAAGGUGCUGGUGAAGCCAAGUAAAAAUGUGUGAAUUUUUGAUAACUGUGUACUUCUGGUGACUGUACAGUUUGAAAUACUAUUUUUUAUCAAGUUUUAUAACAAUGCAGAAUUUUGGUUUACUUUUUUUUAAGCUAUGUUGUUAGCACACAGACCGCUUCGUUGUUGUGUUUUGGGGUGGGGGGGGAGGGUUGGGGGUGGGGACAAAUGUCACUUAGUCUAUUUCUUGGAACCUAAAUUUUAAUAAGGAAAAGUUUUCCUGGUCCCCCAGUUUUUGGAAGAAGGGCCCUUCUAGAGUAGAAGAGGAAGGGAUUCCUUCAUGCUGCACACCUUUUCAGUUCUGUGAAGUGCAUCCAAGUGAACGUGGGAGCUCCCAAGAUGCCUGUUACUGAUUACAAAAUCACAAUUUGUAAUGGCCUCUCUUUCCUUUCACAUCCUCCUGGUUUGCCUAGAGCCUGACACUCCAAAAUACAGCAAAAAAAACCCCCAGCAUUUUGGGACUCUUAAUGCAUUGUCGGGUGAUCCAGACUUCUGGUGUUCAAUUUGGGAUACAGUGGCUCUAAAAGGAGCUAUACUUCCACUUUUAUAUGAUGGAUCUUGAGAUUAAGAAACUUACAUUUUAAUUCUUGGGUUUUUUUCCCCUCUAAAAGUCAGGGUAGGUUUGUGAAGAGUUGUUAAACAACAUGCUAAAUGUGAAAGUGUCCACCCUCACUCUAAACUUUUCCCCCUUUUUCAAGUAUGAAAUGAAGAUUCUUCAGUUUUAUAGCAACUUCUACGUUUUGGUAGUCCAUGAAGGGAGAGGGGGAGUUUGACAGUUGUUGUAAAAUGUUGCAGAUUGUAGCCCAUGUCCUGCCUAAAUUACCAUGAUUGUUUAUGAAAAGUACCUUUAAUAAAGCUGGAUACGGUUUGGCUUGGACUGUU
This is a messenger RNA of Apus apus (common swift), 1246 nucleotides long. RefSeq names its product high mobility group nucleosomal binding domain 2 (gene HMGN2). The transcript has 6 exons. Gene Ontology annotation, molecular function: nucleosomal DNA binding. Lineage: Eukaryota; Metazoa; Chordata; Aves; Apodiformes; Apodidae. Gene Ontology annotation, biological process: chromatin organization. Gene Ontology annotation, cellular component: chromatin; nucleus. The record is from RefSeq and is a predicted model, not a curated record. Bases 77 to 349 code for a protein of 90 amino acids.